AUGUCAUGCCCCAUACAUCAUGCCCCACACCACAUCAUGGAGCAUACAGGUGGCGGAGUUCUUCCGUGGAACAACGACCGCAUCGUGACGCCUUUGAUGGAGGAGCGCACGCUGUCCCAGUGGAAAAACAACACCACCAACCCGCCACCCAUCUUCACAUUUGAGCCCAACCCCAAAAUCGACGAGAUCCGGCCCCACCACGCCCCGAGCCAUUCCGCCGCCCUCGACGGCCCCCAGAGCUUGCUGACUGAGGACGUGGACUCGUUUCCUGGCGGCCCCCCUCCCAGCAGUGUCAUGGAGAAUCAUGGUCCCGAAGCGCCGGCGAAUGACGUGGCGUCGGAUGCGCAGGCGACCUCGCCCGCGGCGAGCGCCUUUCCAGAGGCGCACGGUCAGGCGGCCGCCGGUGAGGAAAUGGGUGGUGGAGAUCAUGACGCACUGGGGACCGCUGAUCAUCCUCCCACUGACAACGGUGCCCGCGCCGAGGAAGCUGGCGCUGCGGGGACCGGCCGCGCUCCUGACGCACGGACCCAUAGGGUGGUGAAAGAGAUGGCAAGCAAGAGCCAUCCGCAUCUCGUGCGUCUGUUGGGCUAUUGCAUUGACUUUGACCCGUCCACACGAACCAUGGAGCACCUUCUUGUCUAUGAGCUCAUGCCCAACGGCGACCUUGACAACAGGAUCGGCCCUGGUGUCUCCAACCCUCUUUCUCUGCGGCAACGGCUUGAUAUUAUGAUUGGACGACGACGGACGGACGCGCACCCGCGGGCGACGAGGCGCAUCCGCGGACGGACGCGCACCCGGGGCGACGAGGCGCAUCCGCGGACGGACGCGCACCCGCGGGCGACGAGGCGCAUCCGCGGACGGACGCGCACCCGCGGGCGACGAGGCGCAUCCGCGGACGGACGCGCACCCGCGGGCGACGAGGCGCAUCCGCGGACGGACGCGCACCCGCGGGCGACGAGGCGCAUCCGCGGACGGACGCGCACCCGCGGGCGACGAGGCGCAUCCGCGGACGGACGCGCACCCGCGGGCGACGAGGCGCAUCCGCGGACGGACGCGCACCCGCGGGCGACGAGGCGCAUCCGCGGACGGACGCGCACCCGCGGGCGACGAGGCGCAUCCGCGGACGGACGCGCACCCGCCGGGCGACGAGGCGCAUCCGCGGACGGACGCGCACCCGCGGGCGACGAGGCGCAUCCGCGGACGGACGCGCACCUCCGCGGGCGACGAGGCGCAUCCGCGGACGGACGCGCACCCGCGGGCGACGAGGCGCAUCCGCGGACGGACGCGCACCCGCGGGCGACGAGGCGCAUCCCGCGGACGGACGCGCAACCCGCGGGCGACGAGGCGCAUCCGCGGACGCACGCGCACCCGCGGGCGACGAGGCGCAUCCGCGGACGCACGCGCACCCGCGGGCGACGAGGCGCAUCCGCGGACGCACGCGCACGCCGCGGGCGACGAGGCGCAUCCGCGGACGCACGCGCACCCCGCGGGCGACGAGGCGCAUCCGCGGACGCACGCGCACCCGCGGGCGACGAGUGCGCAUCCGCGGAGCCCGCGCACCCGCGGGGACGAGGCAUCUCGCGGCACGCGCACCCGGGGCGACGAGGCGCAUCCGCGGACGCACGCGCACCCGCGGGCGACGAGGCGCAUCCGCGGACGCACGCGCACCCAGCGGGCGACGAGGCGCAUCCGCGGACGCACGCGCACCCGCGGGCGACGAGGCGCAUCCGCGGACGCACGCGCACCCGCGGGCGACGAGGCGCAUCCGCGGACGCACGCGCACCCGCGGGCGACGAGGCGCAUCCGCGGACGCACGCGCACCCGCGGGCGACGAGGCGCAUCCGCGGACGCACGCGCACCCGCGGGCGACGAGGCGCAUCCGCGGACGCACGCGCACCCGCGGGCGACGAGGCGCAUCCGCGGACGCACGCGCACCCGCGGGCGACGAGGCGCAUCCGCGGACGCACGCGCACCCGCGGGCGACGAGGCGCAUCCGCGGACGCACGCGCACCCGCGGGCGACGAGGCGCAUCCGCGGACGCACGCGCACCCGCGGGCGACGAGGCGCAUCCGCGGACGCACGCGCACCCGCGGGCGACGAGGCGCAUCCGCGGACGCACGCGCACCCGCGGGCGACGAGGCGCAUCCGCGGACGCACGCGCACCCGCGGGCGACGAGGCGCAUCCGCGGACGCACGCGCACCCGCGGGCGACGAGGCGCAUCCGCGGACGCACGCGCACCCGCGGGCGACGAGGCGCAUCCGCGGACGCACGCGCACCCGCGGGCGACGAGGCGCAUCCGCGGACGCACGCGCACCACAAGUAACGUGGCCGCACCACCCUUCCACGUGGUGUCGUCCUCUUUGACCGCACUCGCCCUCAAGCCGGUGUCGUCACCCCCUCCCCUCCUCCUCCUCAUGGCGGACGACUCCACUUCCAUUGAGCUCGGAGCCAUUGACAAGCUCGAACUUCUCCACGACACCACGGCCGUAAACUGGGCGUCGUUUGAAGAUACGUUUCACACACACCUUGGCUCCAUCAUUAUUCAAGUCUAUUGCCUUCUUGAUGUAGUCCUCCAGCACCCUAAUGGCCUCCCACCUUUACUCCCCCCUCCCCUUGAACCUCCUCCCCCUGACGCCCCUCCUCCACCCGAGCCUCUUCCCGACCCCCCGCGUGCCCCAGUUCAUGAUGACAACCCGGAUCGCUGGGGGGCCAACCUGAACGCCUACAACAUGCUUCGCGACACUUACACCCUCCAGCGUGAGGCGCACCGUGUUGCGGAAGCAGCACACGCUAAUGCUACUGCACGCCUCCUCUUCUACGCUCAAGACGAAAAAGACUAUGCUGAGGAGCUUCGAAAGAUCCACAAGGAUGUUGCAGCAUGGCGCAUCACUGAUCGUCGUGCACUCGCCAGCAUCUUCUCCUGUAUCCCCUCCCACCUCAAACACGACCUUCGUCCCACCUCCUCCUCUGGACUAUGGAAAACCCUCUCUACUCAGUACGGCUGUCAGGACCUUCGCUCCCUCCUCGCCCUCUUUCGCAAAUUCCAAGACAUCACCCUUGACUCCUCCCCCACUGCUGUUGCCUACACCCGUCGCCUCAUUGACACUGCGCAACGCCUCAAUGACCGGAGCAUUGUCAUCUCUGAGUCCCUUCUUACUGCACACAUCCUCGACUGCCUCCCUCCCACAUAUGACACCUACCGGAUCACCUUCACUUCUCGCUACCGUCAUCCUCCUCCUGUGGCUGACACCAUCGAUAUGCGUUGA
Molecule: messenger RNA, 3267 nt
Organism: Closterium sp. NIES-65
Lineage: Eukaryota; Viridiplantae; Streptophyta; Zygnematophyceae; Desmidiales; Closteriaceae
Source: the annotation of a GenBank genome assembly